Molecule: messenger RNA, 3381 nt
Organism: Ictalurus furcatus (blue catfish)
Lineage: Eukaryota; Metazoa; Chordata; Actinopteri; Siluriformes; Ictaluridae
Gene: pkib
Product: protein kinase (cAMP-dependent, catalytic) inhibitor beta
Exons: 4
Coding region: 2352-2588 (78 amino acids)
Biological process (GO): negative regulation of cAMP-dependent protein kinase activity
Cellular component (GO): nucleus; cytoplasm
Molecular function (GO): cAMP-dependent protein kinase inhibitor activity
Source: RefSeq, a predicted model, not a curated record
CUUUUUUGUUCCAUCAUUAGAGGUAGCAGACAGCAGACAGAAACACUGCCAGAGCAUCUCCUGCUACCAGAGGGAGCCAGACAGCACGGUCUUAAUUAUAAUCAGGGCAAUCAGCCGUACCUGUGCCUGGGUCUAUUUAAGGAGAGGUGUUCAGUCUAUUUAAGGAGAGCUCAGUCUUGGGACAGUCUUGCUUUGUUUUGCUGGGUGUGCAAGUGUUUAUUUUAUGUGUAAUCUUCUUUGUUACAUCUUUGUCAUUUCUCUGGUUUCUCUAGCCAACUUUUGAGCUCCUUAUGGUCUUUGUGUGUGUUCAAACCUCACAUGAAGUUAUCUUUCUUGCUUCAUAUUUGUUUUUGGGUUUUUUUUUUUGUUGUUGUUGUUUUUUUGGAAAUGUUUUGUUUAUAGGUCUAGGUAACUGCCACUAGCAUCAUCAGAUAAAUUUAGCUAGUUAACAGCUUAGCUGCUUUUUUUGUACGAAAUGGCAGACAUCACCUGAUUUUGGAUCAGGUGGAUCAGUCUUUUGAUGCUCUUACUUAUGAAGAGAGACGGAGAAUUAAACAAGAGGCCAGACCAACAGGUAAAACAGGACAGGCACAGAGAGAUAUACACAGAUCAGCCAUAAGAUUAAAAUCACUGACAGGUAAAGUGAAUAAGAUCGAUUAUCUCGUGACAGUGGCACCUCUCAUGCGGUAGGAUAUAUUAGGCAGCAAGUGAAUAGUCAGUUCUUGAUGUUGAUGUGUUGGAAGCAGGAAACAUGGCCAAACGUAAGGAUCUGGACGACUUUGACAAGGUCCAAAUUGUGAUGGAGAGAUGACUAGGUCAGAACGUCUCUGAAACAGCAGGUCUUGUUGGGUGAUCCCGGUAUGCAGUGGUUAGUACCUACCAAAAGUGGUCCAAAGUAGAACAACGGGUGAACCGGCGACAUGGUCAUGUGCACCCAAGGCACAUUGAUGUGAGAGGGGAGUGAAGGCUAGCCCGUCUGGUCCGAUCCCAUAGAAGAUCUACUGUAGCACAAAUUGCUGAAUAAGUUCAUGCUGGCUAUGAUAGAAAGGUGUCAGGAUACACAGUGCAUCGCAGCUUGCUGCGUAGCUACAGACCAGUCCACCGCUGAAAGCACCUACAAUGGGCACAUGAGCAUUUGAACUGGACCUUGGAGCAAUGGAAGAAGGUUACCUGGUCUGAUGAAUUACAUUUUCUUUUACAUCAUGUGGACGGCCGGGUGUGUGUGCAUUGCUAAACUGGGGAAGAGAUGGCACCAGGAUGCACUAUAGAAAGAAGGCAAACCGGCGGAGGCAGUGUGAUGCUCUGGGCAAUGUCCUGCUGGGAAACCUUGGGUCCUGGCAUUCAUGUGGAUGUUCCUUUGACACGUACCACUUACCUAAACAUUGUUGACGAACAUGUAUACCUCUUCAUAGCAACAGUAUUCCCUAACCGCAGUGGCCCCUUUCAGCAAGAUAAUGCGCCCUGCCACACUGCAAAAAUUGUUCAGGAAUGGUUUGAGGAACAUGACAAAGAGUUUAAGGUAUUGACUCGGCCUCCAAAUUCCCCAGAUAUCAAUCCAAUUGAGCAUCUGUGGGAUGUGCUGGACAAACAAGUCCGAUCCAUAGAGGCCCCACCUCACAACUUACAAGACUUAAAGGAUCUGCUGCUAAUGUGUUGGUGCCAGAUACCACGGCACACCUUCAGGAGCACGUGGCGACAAUCAGUACAUUUACAUGGACAAUAAUAUUCCGAUAUUAACCCGAUGAAGACGAUACUCUGAUUAAGAAACUACCAUGUAAACAGUGAUUUCUGAUUACCUUGAUCCGGCUAAAUUCAUAAUCGAAGUCAAUAAUUAGAUUCCUGUCAUCAUUAAUACUACUAAUCAUGUACGCAGUGAGUGUCACUGUAUCUACAACUCAUCCCAGUCUGCUUUAUCGGUAUCGGUAUCAGAAUGCUAGACCUGGUAUCGCUGGGUAUCGGAUUGAAAAUAAUCCAGUGUUUCCUGGUAACCGUUUCCAAUGAAGCGCGAGUGCGUGACGUCGCAGCAGCGCGGCAGAUGCACGCGGACUGGAAUUAACGUUAACUGUCCGAGCGCGCGAGAGACCGAGAGACAAUCCCGGGCAGGAAGAAUGCUCUGAAUACACGGACUUUCCCCCCUAAGGCGAUGGAAAAACGUUUCGUAUAACCUGCUCGAUGUGCACCAAGCAGCAUUAAGAAAACAGUGAGGCAAAAGUCCAGUGUGACUGCUACUUUUUUUACCUCCAUUUUUACCCACCAAAGAGACCACACCCACUUGUUUUCAAUUGGCUCGCAAGACUGAAUUAGUGAAUUGGCUUUUCUGCCAGAUGAUAAUGUGAAAAGCAAGAGCAGAGAUGACUGAUGUGGAAACUGUUGUCACUGACUUCGCCGCCACAGGAAGGACUGGCCGACGAAACGCCGUGCCAGAUAUUUUAGGUUCCAACACAGGACCCGAAGCAGCAGACCUUCCAAACAAACUAGCUGAUCUUGCUGUUGGAGAUGACGCUGAGCAUGGAGGAGAAGGUUCAUCCUCAUCAAGUGACGCAGCCAAGGACCCUGCAGAGGGAAAGGACCAGGCAGAGGGAACAUAACUUAACCCAUUACAGCAUGAACCAAACUGAACAGCAAAGACAAGAGAGACAGCACCACAAACAAUCUCUCCUUUAGCCUCCAUGACCAAACUACUGUUCUGGUCGCAGUCUGUGCUAUGCAGCGUCUUCACUGGAGGAUAUUAUUCUGAUUAAGGCUGAUGGAGGAGCACACCCAUCUUCUCUUGGAAAUCCUUCUGUUUUGACAGAAUCAAUAAAUUCCCCACCUGAGUGAUGUUCAUGUGGCACAAAGAAUCAUGGUGUCUGUAUGUCUUAGAGAACCAUAUGACAUUAUUUUCCUAGUUUUAAAAGGGACCACUUGAUUUAUUUUUUUAAAUUGUCACUAAACUAAAUGAAUGUCUAGUUUCUAUACAAAAAAAGAGAGAAAAAAUAGCAUUCCAUUUGGUUAUGUAAGUACAAUUUAAACCUUAUGAAUGUUGUUGAUCAUCUAUUUUGUGAUUUUUAUUUUCUAUGAACAUAUUGUACACUUUUUUCUGAGUGCUUUUUGUCAAAAUGAGUAAAUAUGGAACUGUCAAUGUUGAAAGUUACACUUCAUGUCAUUGUAUUGAAAGUACUGUAGGCGUCAGUUUUCACUGAUUUGGUGGUGUCAUGAUUUUUCUUUCCUUUUUUUCCCCCCUCUGUGCUCUCAAAAGCAAAACCUAAAGAAAAUACAUACAUGAAGAUGGUGCGUUCGAAUACAUUUUUCACUCUGGUUAUGCUUUGCAAAAAUCAAAUGCGUUGUUUCAACCACAUUGUUGUCUGUUGCGCCGAUGUGAAAUAAACUCUGCACUUAGUU